AUGGAGGGGCUGGUGCGGGAAAUGCAGGAUCCGGAGACGGGGGUACCAGUGAGGAGCCAAAAAUUAUUUUUAACUUCAAUACCAUCGGCCUUCAUGGGUUACGAUCUUAUUGAAUGGCUUAUGGAACGUUUAAACAUAGAAGAUUCUGUUGAAGCCGUUCACAUAGCCAAUCAACUUUGUAAUUGUGGAUAUUUUUUCCCUGUGAGCGAUUCGAAAAAUUUAAUCGUUAAAGAUGACAGUUCGUUAUAUAGAUUUCAGACUCCUUAUUAUUGGCCGUGGCAAAAUAAAAGUCCCGAUAAAGUUGAAUAUGCAAUUUAUUUAGCUAAAAGAACUUUAAGAAAUAAACAACGUCACGGUUUGGAAGAAUAUGAAGUGGAGGCUUUGGCAAGUUUGAAAAAAAAUCUACAAAACAAAUGGGAUUUUAUAACAAUGCAAGCGGAAGAACAGGUGAGAUUGGCAAAAGAAAGGAAAAAAGGUGAUAAAAUAGUUAGCGACAGUCAGGAAAGAGCGUACUGGAGAGUUUACAGGCCACCGCCGGGUUAUUCGAGUUGUUUGGAAUCAAUUCCGAUACCCCAUAGAAAUCGGGGAGCUUGGCAAAAGAAAAAAACUGUCGAAGAUCUUAAAAAGGAUGUUGAAUUUUUUCAAAAGUGUCUUUCCCGUACGAGAAUAAAAGUUUCUACUGCUCUUGAGAAUUUAAUGCAAUAUUCUGAAACUUUUAUGGAAUACGAUUCGUUUUUUACAUCUCCUCAACCGUCUAACCCCUGGGUUAGCGACGACAAUACAUUUUGGCUAAUCAAUGGUCCUCUAGUCGAAGUGCCUACGGAAAAAAGAGUGAAAAGAUGGGCUUUAUCCAUCGAAGAUUUAGUUUCCGAUCCGACUGGUUUGGUUGAAUUUACAAAUUAUCUAAGAAAACAAUUCAGUCACGAAAAUAUUAGAUUUUGGAUGGCGGUUAACGAUUUGAGAAGGAGUUCGCAACAGCAAAUACCAAAUAAAGUUCAACAGAUAUUCGAAGAGUUUUUAGCUCCCGGAGCUCCCUGCGAAAUUAACAUCGAUAGUAAAACAAUGGAAAAAGUACAUAAAGAAAUGAAAAAUCCAUCGAGAUUUACUUUCGACAGCGCUGCCGAACACGUAUACACUCUCCUGUUGAAAAAAGAUUGCUAUCCGAGAUUUAUAAGAUCCGAUCAUUAUAAAAAUUUAUUGGCAGCCGGAGUUCAACCUUCGCACAAGAAAAGGUUCGAAAACAAAAUUUUUCGGAUUCGGGGUCCCGUGAAAAAGAAAUCAACAACAACGGCUCCACCACCGAGUUCGACGUUAUUACAACAGCAGCAGCAGCCGCCACAACAACCGACUUUGAGCAGACGUCGUGGAAGCGACAGGAGUUUAUCGGGUUCGGCUCACGAAUUGGCCAUAUGUGGAGUCACGACAACUUCGACAUCAAAAGUUUCUCAUUCUCACAGUCAGUCAAAUUUAAGCGACAUUCCGUACAGGGAUCCUCAGGGUGGGUCUUCGGAUGAAGCAGAAAGUAGUAAAAAGAUUGUAGAGAAAGAUGAAAUAUGUCCUUGGGAUUGUAGCGGCGUAGCGAGUAGUUCGAACGAUGGAAAGCGUAAAAAACUUGGCAUAGCUUCAUGCGCGGGUUCGAUGGCAUCAGAAGAAAUAUGGGAGAACGAAGGUAACGCAUGUUUGAACGCUUACGACCCGAGAGUAUCGAGAAAAAAUUCCACUCAGUUGGAUUCGGGUAGUUCUUCGUCGGAAUUGAGUUUGGCAAUAGUGGAAGUAUCGGAAAGAUUGCGUAAAACUUGCAGCAUUCCACAGCAGAGUUCUUUUCCCGAAAGUGACGAAGGGAAAACGAGAAAAUUAUCGACGAAUUCCGCGGAUAAAGUUGUAGACGGGAGGAGGUCGUCGUGCGCGACGGCGGUGACGACGACGACGACAACCGAAACAAUAACGAAAACAUGUUCGCCCGGGAAAAUUUCCACUGGAAAAGAAAUGAAAAAUUUAAAUCAAAACGAUAUAAGCAGGCCCUCGGUGUCUUCCACGGGAGAAGAAGCCUCGUUGACGUGUUUGGUCAAUUCGGCAACGUCUCUUCUCAAACAAGUGACUGUGCACCCGCAACAGCAUCAGCCACUCACGACUAAUAAACCUACGCAAGGUACUUGUAAAAAAAAAUCUUCUUUAUCCACGACUCCUCUUAUAAGUGUAAGUUCGGUUACUGAAGAUAAUAAUGUUGCCGACAAAGAAGUCGUUGGAAAUAAAAAAAAUGUUAAUAAAGAAACAACAACAACAACAACUCCAAUUGAUGAUGCGAAAUCUUCAAAAAUCGAUAAGAAAACAAUUGAAACUUUGAAAACCGCAAAGUCGAUGCGCCAUUUGUAA
This is a messenger RNA of Pediculus humanus corporis (human body louse), 2373 nucleotides long. RefSeq names its product Regulator of G-protein signaling, putative. The record is from RefSeq and is a predicted model, not a curated record. The transcript is spliced from 11 exons. Lineage: Eukaryota; Metazoa; Arthropoda; Insecta; Psocodea; Pediculidae. The coding region runs from base 1 to 2373 and encodes 790 amino acids. Gene Ontology annotation, biological process: intracellular signal transduction; G protein-coupled receptor signaling pathway; regulation of G protein-coupled receptor signaling pathway.